AUGUCAGAACAGAAGGGAAAAAAUGUUAAAGCAGUCGAUCCUACAAAAUCAUUUAUUGCAGGUGCUUUGGCAGGUGCAGUUGAGGCAUCCAUCACAUACCCCUUUGAGUUUGCCAAGACAAGACUACAACUACAAGAUAAAUCAAUUCAUUCGACUAAAAACCCAAUCAAACUUAUAUAUCAGACGGCUCGUUCUCAAGGAAUUGGUUCAAUUUAUGUUGGUUGUCCUGCUUUUAUUGUCGGCAAUACUGCAAAAGCUGGAAUUAGAUUCCUAGGGUUUGAUGCAAUUAAAAACAUAUUAAAAGAUGAAAAAACUGGAGAAUUGAGUGGUAUACGAGGUGUUUUAGCAGGUUUUGGUGCCGGGUUAUUAGAAAGUGUGAUAGCGGUGACACCAUUUGAAGCGAUUAAAACGGUGUUAAUUGACGAUAAAAGACAAAGUAUACCAAAAUAUCAGCAGAAUGGCCGUGGAAUGUUAAGCAACUACUGGAGCUUAGUUAAAGAUCAAGGUUUUACUGGGAUUUACGGCGCUGUUAUUCCGGUGUCGAUGCGUCAAGCGGCUAACCAAGCAGUCCGUCUUGGUUGUUAUAGUAAAAUUAAGAAUGCUGUUCAAUCAUACAGUGACACCCCUCGUGAUCAACCGCUAUCGACGGGAUUAACAUUUAUUAUUGGAAGUUUCAGUGGUAUUGUGACUGUGUACACAACGAUGCCAAUCGAUACUGUCAAAACAAGAAUGCAAAGUCUUGACUCCAACCGUUAUAAGUCUACUGUAGAUUGUUUUGUCAAAGUGUUUCGCGAAGAAGGUUUGAAGACCUUUUGGAAAGGUGCCACUCCAAGAUUGGGCAGGUUAGUACUGAGCGGUGGAAUUGUAUUUACAAUCUAUGAGAAAGUGAUGGUGGUUUUAGGAUAA
This is a messenger RNA of Vanderwaltozyma polyspora DSM 70294, 906 nucleotides long. RefSeq names its product Ctp1p (gene CTP1). The coding region runs from base 1 to 906 and encodes 301 amino acids. The record is from RefSeq and is a predicted model, not a curated record. The transcript has a single exon. Gene Ontology annotation, molecular function: tricarboxylate secondary active transmembrane transporter activity. Gene Ontology annotation, biological process: mitochondrial citrate transmembrane transport. NCBI's taxonomy places the organism in Eukaryota, Fungi, Ascomycota, Saccharomycetes, Saccharomycetales, Saccharomycetaceae.